GUGAUCUGAAUAUUUUCCAUCCGUCAAAAAAUAAAAGAGAUGGCUGGAACAAGCAAGACGGAUCAAAAGGCGGCUUUAGACAUUGCAUCAUGGCUCUUCAAUGUCGUUACAUCCGUUGGAAUCAUCCUCGUUAACAAAGCCUUGAUGGCUACUUACGGCUUUAGUUUCGCUACGACGUUAACCGGUUUGCAUUUCGGAACGACCACAUUGUUGACUACUUUCUUGACGUGGCUUGGUUACAUCCAACCUUCUCAGCUUCCCUGGCCCGAUCUCUUGAAGUUCGUUUUGUUCGCUAACUUCUCUAUCGUUGGCAUGAACGUCAGCCUCAUGUGGAACUCUGUUGGUUUCUACCAGAUUGCUAAGCUGAGUAUGAUCCCUGUUUCUUGUCUUCUAGAAGUUGUUCUUGACAAGGUCAGGUAUUCCAGAGAUACAAAGCUCAGCAUUUUGUUAGUUCUUGCUGGUGUUGCCGUCUGUACUGUCACCGAUGUCAGUGUCAAUCUCAACGGCUUCCUCGCUGCUGCUAUUGCUGUCUGGAGCACCGCCCUUCAGCAAUACUAUGUACAUUAUCUACAACGGAAAUAUUCGCUCGGUUCUUUCAAUUUGCUGGCACAUACGGCUCCAGUACAAGCUGCAUCCUUGUUGUUGGUUGGACCAUUUCUAGACUUCUGGUUGACUAACCAAAGAGUUGAUGCUUACAACUUUUCAUUUGUAUCUCUGUUCUUCUUAAUACUCUCGUGUAGUAUCGCUGUCGGGACCAAUCUUAGCCAGUUCAUUUGUAUUGGAAGAUUCACGGCCGUGUCUUUCCAAGUACUUGGUCACAUGAAGACAAUACUCGUUUUGGUUUUGGGAUUCACUUUCUUCGGUAAGGAAGGCUUAAACAUGCAAGUGGUACUUGGAAUGCUCAUUGCCAUCCUUGGUAUGAUCUGGUACGGUAAUGCAUCUUCUAAACCUGGCGGUAAAGAGCGUCGUAGCCUCUCUAUUCCCAUAACCAAGGCACAUAAACUCAACAGUUUGUCUGAGACAGCCGAAUCUGAUGAAAAGGUCUAAAAAGAAAGACUUAUUCGGCAUUGACUUAGAAACAAAAACAAGAAACUCAGCUAGAGAGUAUCAAAUGGGAUAUUUACAAACAAGGGGGUUAUAAUUAUUUAAUUUCCAUGAACUAAAUUUUUCUUUUCCUUACAGUUUUUUUUUUUUGUUUUCUGCAAUUUUUGUUGUUGUUGUUUACUCCUUUUUUGGCCUUUGCAUUUUGCAUCUUUUUGCCUAAUUCUCCCAAAAGAAACAUCAUCCCAUACGACUGGUAAUAAAUUCUUAAUUUUAUUUUUAUCUUAAUUCUUGUCCUCUCCUGCACAAUACCCACUUUUGUAGAUUUUUCCUUUGUAGUGUGAAUAUCUAUUUUUAGGUCAAUGAGUUUUCU
This is a messenger RNA of Eruca vesicaria subsp. sativa (arugula), 1414 nucleotides long. NCBI's taxonomy places the organism in Eukaryota, Viridiplantae, Streptophyta, Magnoliopsida, Brassicales, Brassicaceae. The record is from the annotation of a GenBank genome assembly.